CAUUUUAGAUGUGCAAGAAUUUAUGGAAUUUUGUACUAAUGAAUCCUUCAUGGGGAAUCUUCUUGAAACCACCUUCAUCCAACUAAGAGACCAAUGAGAAAACUGUUGAAAGGUCUGGUGAGUCCUGCAACCAUCAUCAAAAUCAAAUCAGAACAUUUCAGCACUCCAAGGAGAAAGUGCGUACAGCCAUUCUCCAUUCCUGCCAUCUACAUCUCUAGCCCCAGCACUGACAGGCUGGAGGAGAGACAUUUGUCCAUGGUGGACCAGACUUUCCGAAGAUAUUUUGCAAGAGUGUGUAGCACCCAGGGAACCUGGGGAGAUGCUCGGGGCAGGGAACGGCCGCUGUGUGUGAGGAGACGCAGGAAAGCCUCCCAAAGUUCACCAGAGCCAGAAGCAAGUGUGAACGUGGCAUGUGCCACCGUGAAGGCCCGGGAGAGAAAGGCCCUGGAGCCAGGCACGGAAGGCUUCCCGGAAGAAGAGGAGCGUGGGGCCGAGGCCUGGGCGGAGAAGCUUUGGAAAUUCUGGACCAAGCGGGCAGGUACCCUGAGGCUUCUGAGACAACAGAUCAAGUCUCCGACCUCCUACAACGUUGUAGGAUUCGCGCAACAGGCGCUCGACGGGCGCCCCGGGGGGUGGUUUGGGGUUCGCGCGGUCACAAGGAGGCGCCGGCCCGAGCUGCGGACCACGGCGGGGCCUGGUCCUGCCCGCGCCGGCCCCGCCCGGAACGAGCUGCUGCCGAGGGCCCCGGAGGUGCGGGCGAGGGAGCCCCGACCCCAGGAGCAGCGCUGA
Messenger RNA from Talpa occidentalis (Iberian mole), 789 nucleotides. RefSeq lists its product as uncharacterized. Lineage: Eukaryota; Metazoa; Chordata; Mammalia; Eulipotyphla; Talpidae. Bases 94 to 789 code for a protein of 231 amino acids. The transcript is spliced from 6 exons. The record is from RefSeq and is a predicted model, not a curated record.